This is a messenger RNA of Spizellomyces punctatus DAOM BR117, 1584 nucleotides long. RefSeq lists its product as uncharacterized. NCBI's taxonomy places the organism in Eukaryota, Fungi, Chytridiomycota, Chytridiomycetes, Spizellomycetales, Spizellomycetaceae. The transcript is spliced from 6 exons. The record is from RefSeq and is a predicted model, not a curated record. Gene Ontology annotation, biological process: lipid biosynthetic process. The coding region runs from base 195 to 1529 and encodes 444 amino acids.
CUCUGCUUGUUUUUCCGGGUUGGGACGCUUAAGUACUUACGACAUUGGCUCAAGCCGCCAUCCCACGCCGCAGCGCCGACCAUUGCCAGCUCUCGGACUUACGAGACUUGCGCGUUCUGUAUAUAGUUGAACCCGGCCAUCGUUUUGUAACUUUGCCUGUUUUAAAUUGAAUUCUUCCGCAUCGUACCAAAACCAUGACUCAAACGCCGGAUAUGCAAGUGCUAUCAAGCACUAAUACGAAAUGGACGCGAUUUGCAGCCGCAUUGUCGCCGUGGCAAUUGCUCGUAUCAACUGCACAAUCGGCAUGCCUUUCCACAUUAAAACGGACAAACCAAGGUUACAUUCAUAUUACAUUAAAAAAUGGGGAUGCUCGAGAGUUUGGCAGCAAAAAUGAUCCAAAUCUCCAAGCUUUCGUUACGGUUCUGAGCGAUACAUUCUGGAUCCGGUUGAUGCUGUUCAGUGCAAUGGGAUUCGGUGAAUCCUACAUGUAUCAUGAGAUCGACGUAUCAAAUCUUGCAACGCUCAUCAAGAUCUUGACAAAGAAUCGUGAUGCUUAUUCCGAGAUGAAUCUGCUACCGGCAGGCCUAAACUCCGUUUUGAACAGUGUAUUGCACUCUCGGAUUCCCAACACGAUCUUGAAUGCAGUGAGCAAUAUUCAAGCACACUAUGAUUUGGGCAAUGAGAUGUUUGCGAGUUUUCUGGAUCCUUCAAUGAUGUAUUCGUGCCCAAUCUGGGCGGGAGAGGAUGAUACUCUAGAGCAAGCUCAGUAUAGAAAAAUACAUGCCAUACUGGAUUUGGCAAGUAUUGAAGAAGGACAUCACGUACUAGAAGUUGGGACUGGAUGGGGCGCAUUAGCGAUUGAGGCCGUCAAACGUCACAAAUGUAGAGUGACCACUUUAACCCUCAGUAAAGAACAAAAGGCACUGGCCGAAAAACGCAUAGCAGCAGAGGGCCUCUCAUCAUCAAUCGAUGUAAAACUUAUGGACUAUCGCCAUAUGAGUUCACGUCAACGUUUCGACCGUAUCAUUGCAGUGGAAAUGCUAGAAGCGGUCGGGCCUGAGUUUCUGCCCGUAUUUUUCGCAAAGUGUCAUGAACUCCUUCAUCCCACGCAUGGCAUCGUAGCUUUACAAGUCAUUACCAUGCCGGAUUCGCGAUACGAACAGUACUUGAAGAAAGUCGACUUUAUACAACGUCACAUCUUCCCGGGUGGUCACUGUCCGUCUGUCACAGCCUUAGUGGAUUCUGUGUACCAAGGAAGUAAGGGACAUCUGAUUGUGGACGAGUUGCGAAACAUUGGACCGCACUAUGCAAAAGCCCUCCGCAUCUGGAGAGAGAAAUUCAUAGAAAACUGCGAUACAGUUGCUCAAGAGCAUGGACUAGAGGCGAAAUACGAUAAAGUGUUCAAGCGAAAGUGGGAAUUUUAUUUCGCAUACUGCGAAGCCGGGUUUGCAACCCGAACGCUGGGCAACGUGCAACUGCGAUUGACCCGAUGCAACAAUACUGAUCUCCUUCAUGGGAUUCCAUUGUAGAUAAUCACUACAUUUUGGGUUUUGGGGGAAAAUAGAACACAAAUCUUUAUUUGCA